GUUUAGUUCAGGAUUGCUUUGGGAACAAGCACACGCGAGUGCGUGUGUGUAAGACACUUCUUAGAUUUAUGUUAUGCUUAUGGUUUGCUUAAGCGUUAACUCCUUCUGCCCCCUCGGAAGCCCGGUGCCCUCUCAUUGUCUGCCGGGACUUAAGGUCGGACCGGCCACCUCGCUUUGAUUACUUCCUGGUAGGGCCCUGGUGCCGACGCUGGUCUUUGUUUAUGAGCUUUAAGAUCACUGGCAGCUUGGGCUGUAGUGUAAAAUGUGACUAGUGUACAAGAAAUCAAGUUCAUUUGGAAUGCUGGAAGACGGUGGUACGGUCCAGCAGAGUGGUUUCUUCUCCUGGGUUGGCUUGGAGCUGGGAAGGUAGUUUAGAGAGUGCUUUAAUACUUUUGACAGGUUACUUCUUCAAAGGUGAUUAUGUUCUUGAAGCAACAUACAUACGGAGUGGCACAAAGAAAGCCCGUCCUCCAGGAUAAGGAUUAGAAGUAACUGCAGUUUUCCGGAGCUCCAAGACUGGUGGACUCUGAAAAUGAAAUGUCUAAAGCCCACUAAAUGGAGCCCAAACAGAUUGGCUUUAUGAUGAAUUGUUUUACAAGGAGAUACAGAACUCAGCAAGAUUAGGGGUGUGCAGGUCCAACAAAAGCCCCUGGGUCUGUUUGACUUGUUCAAGUGUCCACUGUGGAAGGGAAGUCUUAAAUGAAUAUCCUUUCAGUUUAAUGUUUCAGAAAAUAUGGUGUCUCAGCAGAUCUGAGGUAUGUGAACGGCCAUGCAAAAAAACAUUAUGAAGAUGCACAGAUCCCCUUACCCAACCAUAAGAGAUCCGAAAAGCAAGAGAAAGCGCAGCAUACAGUGUGUAUGGAUUGCAGUAGCUACAGCACAUACUGUUAUCGUUGUGACGAUUUUGUGGUCAAUGACACCAAGCUGGGCCUGGUGCAGAAAGUGCGAGAACACUUACAGAAUUUGGAAAACUCAGCUUUUACAGCUGACAGGCAUAGAAAAAGAAAAUUAUUGGAAAACUCAUCACUAAACAGCAAGUUAUUAAAAGUAAAUGGAAGUACGACUGCCAUUUGUGCCACAGGCCUUCGGAAUUUGGGCAACACGUGUUUCAUGAAUGCUAUCCUUCAGUCGCUCAGUAACAUUGAGCAGUUUUGCUGUUACUUCAAAGAACUGCCUGCAGUGGAGUUGAGGAAUGGAAAAACAGCAGGGAGGCGGACAUACCACACCAGGAGCCAAGGGGACAGCAACGUGUCUCUGGUAGAAGAGUUUAGGAAGACACUGUGUGCUUUAUGGCAAGGCAGCCAGACUGCAUUCAGUCCCGAGUCGUUGUUUUACGUUGUCUGGAAGAUCAUGCCUAACUUCAGGGGUUAUCAGCAGCAAGAUGCCCACGAAUUCAUGCGCUACCUUUUGGAUCACCUACACUUGGAACUUCAGGGUGGCUUCAAUGGUGUUUCCAGAUCAGCAAUUCUACAGGAGAAUUCUACUCUGUCUGCAAAUAACAAAUGCUGCAUAAAUGGAGCAUCAACUGUUGUCACAGCAAUAUUUGGAGGAAUUCUCCAGAAUGAGGUCAACUGCCUCAUCUGUGGGACAGAGUCGAGGAAGUUUGAUCCAUUCCUAGAUCUCUCUUUAGAUAUUCCAAGUCAGUUCAGAAGCAAGCGCUCUAAGAACCAGGAAAGCGGGCCAGUUUGCUCAUUACGAGAUUGUCUCCGAAGCUUCACCGACCUGGAGGAACUUGACGAGACAGAGCUGUAUAUGUGUCACAAGUGCAAAAAGAAACAGAAGUCCACCAAAAAGUUCUGGAUUCAGAAACUUCCCAAGGUGCUGUGCUUGCACUUGAAAAGGUUUCACUGGACAGCGUAUUUAAGAAACAAAGUUGACACGUACGUAGAAUUCCCGCUGCGAGGCCUGGACAUGAAGUGCUACCUACUAGAGCCAGAGAACAGCGGCCCAGAGAGUUGCCUGUAUGACCUUGCUGCUGUGGUGGUGCACCAUGGCUCUGGGGUCGGUUCUGGACAUUACACAGCAUAUGCAGCUCACGCAGGCCGCUGGUUCCACUUCAACGACAGUACUGUAACAGUGACUGAUGAGGAGACCGUUGGGAAGGCAAAGGCCUACAUUCUGUUCUAUGUGGAGCGUCAGGCCAGAGCUGGAUCAGAUAAACUUUAAUACCUCCUCUGACCACAAUUCAACUAUACCGGACAAACAUUUCCAACUUUCCAUAAAUACUUGAUCCAAGAGUUAAUUUCGUUAUGCACUUUUCAAUUUCCAGUUUGGGGUUUAGUUUGGUUGAUGGUAGUGACUUACUCAGUAUGGGCACCGACUAAUUUUUGUUGUUGUUCCACCAGAAAACCUCGGCAGGCAUUUGGAUUGGCUGCUUUAGUUGUAAUAACUCAGUUUUAUAUGUAGUUUCCAGGACUUAGUUCUGUUUGACUUUUUAUAUUAAUGUUUUCAGUUGUCACCAAGGCACAUGCUGAGAGCCACCCUACCUGCUGCCUUUCAUAGCUGCCGGCCAAGUCAGGGACUCCAAUGAGGAUUGUGUGCGCAGGACCUGUGGCCCACUGGUCUCACAGUGACUGCUCAGGAAUUCCUCUGACUGUAGGUGGUAGCUGAAGGUCAGUAGACCAGGCCAUUGCCACUGCCUGUGUCUCUGGGCUUCUGUUUCUCAGAGUUAAAUAAAUCUGUCAGUUCUGUCGCA
This is a messenger RNA of Peromyscus eremicus (cactus mouse), 2695 nucleotides long. RefSeq names its product ubiquitin specific peptidase 3 (gene Usp3). The transcript has 17 exons. The record is from RefSeq and is a predicted model, not a curated record. Gene Ontology annotation, cellular component: cytoplasm. Gene Ontology annotation, biological process: protein deubiquitination. Lineage: Eukaryota; Metazoa; Chordata; Mammalia; Rodentia; Cricetidae. Gene Ontology annotation, molecular function: cysteine-type deubiquitinase activity; zinc ion binding. Bases 859 to 2166 code for a protein of 435 amino acids.